Molecule: messenger RNA, 686 nt
Organism: Eutrema salsugineum
Lineage: Eukaryota; Viridiplantae; Streptophyta; Magnoliopsida; Brassicales; Brassicaceae
Product: photosystem I reaction center subunit V, chloroplastic
Exons: 1
Coding region: 99-587 (162 amino acids)
Biological process (GO): photosynthesis
Cellular component (GO): photosystem I; chloroplast thylakoid membrane
Source: RefSeq, a predicted model, not a curated record
CCCAGAGAAGCCAAAACCGAUCCCUAAGAUCAUAAAUCCAAAACCACUCAUUUCUAAUUUGCACUCCAAAAGAAGAAGAAGAAGAAGAAGAAGAAACAAUGGCGACAAGUGCAUCUGCUUUGCUCUCUCCUUCAACAUUCUCCACUGCAAUCUCCCAGAAAAACCCAAACUCCAUCUCAUUCCAUGGCCUCCGUCCUCUCCGCCUCGGUGGCUCCUCCUCCGCCUUACCCAAGCUCUCCACCACCACCGCCGGAAGAAAAUCCUCCUCCGCCGUCGUGAGAGCCGAGCUAAGCCCAUCCGUCGUUAUAAGCCUCAGCACGGGUCUCUCCCUCUUCCUCGGCCGAUUCGUUUUCUUCAACUUCCAGAGAGAGAAUGUGGCCAAACAGGGCUUGCCGGAGCAGAACGGUAAAACCCACUUCGAAGCCGGCGAUGAUCGUGCCAAGGAAUACGUCAGCCUCUUGAAAUCCAACGACCCGAUUGGAUUCAACAUCGUCGAUGUUCUUGCUUGGGGCUCUAUUGGCCACAUCGUUGCUUACUACAUCUUGGCCACUUCUAGCAAUGGCUACGAUCCCAGCUUCUUUGGCUGAUAUUCAUUAUUCUCCAAUCUCUGUCUCCUAUAUGAAUGUAUAUCUUUGACUUGUAUCGCAAGCUAUCUAAUAUAUUCUCUAUCUUUGUUUCUUCUUCUU